ACGAGUGGUGGACAGGGUCAGGGAUUGUCAAGUCAACAAAGAACUCAGGUCCCUUUGUGUCAGAUUUUAGUAUGUUAGUCGAUUUGGACUUUCCUUUGUUCAACCGGGAGCUCUAAAUGGUAAUUUGUUAUUUCAGAUUGCUACUAGAAGAUGUAAUUGAAACAGGAAAGUAUGUUAUUUGUUGAAAACUGUCACAGUUGAAGUGAAUGACAAGAUGUCGGGACAAAGUAGUCAAUGGGUGCGUAAGUCGUCCCCUUCUUCUAAACAUGGGCCGAUGAAAGCUACGUUGCCGAUGUCUUCAUUAACUAGACAGAACAGUAAUCUCAUACAAAGUCAAAAUAAUAGUCCUACGUUAUCUCCUACUUCUUCUUGGAAAUCAAGAACUUCUCCCGAUCCUCCUUUGUCUGGACUUAGAAGCCCCGGGGCCGUAAAUUACAGAGGUAAAAGCAAGAGGCUAGAGUACCUGAGCACCAUCAGAAGAACUGCAUCCUUGGACACUAUCUAUCUGAUGGGUCAGUGGCCGAGGGACAUGUACAGUGGACUGCUGCAAGUGGACAAAGCAACUCAGACUGAAGAAACUAUGGGAGAUCCGAGAAAAGCUCAUCGCCAUUGUGAAACUCCUUCAAACGAAGACAAGCUUGAGAAAUACAUCAGACACAGGCUCCAACGCGUGGGGUCGAGCCGUGAACGGACUGCAGCCUUUGGUUUGAUGUUGGCUCCAAUUGGCUCCACGGAGCACGGGUCUCAGACAGCCACGCCUCCACCGUUCUCUCCCCCCGGCCGCAGCAGAGCUCCGAUGCGCAGCUCAAUAGAGGGGCUCAACCAGGAGAUAGAGCGACUCGUACUGCGAGCCACAUCCACUCUGAGCACCGAGCGGGAGGAAGAAAAGUUGCAGCUCGUACAUCAAGCUACUCCUGAAGGUCAUCGUGCUCCACUAGCAGAUCUACUCCGCUCCACUCGCUCAGUCAACACACAGACUCCGGCCUUUAGUUCUCACUCUUCAGGACCUCCUUCUCGGGAGUCUGGAUCACCUCUAGUGGUCGGCAACUUUGAACUGGCUUCUCGUCCUUCAAGUGACUUCCAAGGAAGUGGUGAUUCCUCUCCAGAACAAGACAGUAGACCAGGAACUUCUCCUCGAAUCAACAAAUUUCUUGCACGAGAACCUCCAGAUGGCUGUGAACGAGUUAGCCUCAAGUUCUCAGAAGAUGUUAGUAACCGCAAGCCUAUGCUGGAUCUGAGCCUGAUGGAGCUGUGUCCCAUCAAGCCAAGCACCGCGUGUCAGUUUAAGCCUAGUCUCGGGUCAGCGUUCAUGCCUCUCAGUCGGCCAGUGGCCACGUCAGCCACCACUUCUCACGACCCUCCCUCCCAACUGUAAAACAUCUGGCGAAAACGAAAAUACAGAACUCCAGUUUUGUGUAGCCGGCAUCACUUAACAGUACAAUAAUAAUUACCUUCAUAGUUUUAGUUAACAAUGGUUGAAUUGAAGUGGAACCAAAGUUCUACUUUGUUCGAGCUUAAAUUGUUAUUCCAUUAUUAUAGUGUUUUGUAUUUUGUAUAAUUAUAUUAGCACCUUUCAGUCAGGGGGGUAUCAUGGAUUGAGUGUUUUUAACAAUUAGAGAUUUUUAUGAAAUGAUGGUCAGCUAAUUUCAGAUACUACGGUACAUCACCUUAAAUAAAUAAUAUAAUUGGAGAAGAAAAUGCAGGGGUUUGUUAUAAAAAAGAUAAUUUUCUAUCAUGGGUAUAGUUAACUACGGGUAGACUGUUUGUUUUAAUAACAUAUUUAAUACCUAUUCAAACGACUUUCUAAAAUUUUCUUAAGUAUCAAUAUAGCCUAAUUUUUGUUUUAUUCUUGUAUGUUUACCUCAAGAUUCAUGAGCUCCUGUAACCAAAUUGUGGAGGUGGAAUUGAUGAUUAUGAUUGAAGUCUAGACUGUCAACCAAUAGUUUUCCUCUAACUUUUUACCAUUGUAUUUAACCAGUUUGAACAGUGAUGCCUUGUUUUGUUUUGUUUUACGACUGAAUAGUAUACAACUUAGAAACAUUUUUCUGUAGAUUUGUUCUUUAGUCCUUCAAAUUUGUAACUAAUUACAUAGAUCAAACAUUUAUUUAUGUAAACAUCCAUGAUCCCCAUCCCUGGCUGAAAAACAUUGAAUGAACUGAAUUUCGCUAAGUUGCUCUGUACUUAUAUAGCAAUGUUGUUACUGUUGCUUAACUUCAAAGUGCGUUUAACUAGAGUAUGUUUAGCAGAAUUGUUGCAAGUACAUGGUUUAUUCUGUAAAAUCUGGUUAUCUUUGGAUUUUGAUUAUUUAAAUGUUGUAUUCAAGAAAUGAUAAAAUAUUUUUUAUGGGGUAUAAAAUAUUUUAACUUCUCUGGGAACUAUUUUGUACAGUGGUAAUUUGUAGGAAAAGUUAAAUAUCUCAAUUAAUAUACCUAUCGUAAAUACUUUUUCCAAUAAAAAUUUUGUUAACAAAGGGCUCAAAUGUUGAAAUACUUUCUCUUAAAAUUUUGGACUUCAGGAAUUUUGAAGUUUCAUGACCUCUGAAAAAUUAGUAAUAAUUUUUUCCUCUGAAAGGGUAAUUAUUUACCAACUAUUUAUUCAAAACUUCAAUGGGGAAAAUGCACAUUCAUGUACUAAUUUAAAUUUACUAUGUACUGCAACAAAAUUUGACCAUAAAAAUGGCAAUCUAACAAUUAAAUGCACUUUGAAUUUUGUACAAAUAUGUUUGUUACUGUCUGAUUUUAAGAUGACGAAUUAUACUUGUUUGUAAAGUGUUUCUUUGGAAGGCAGACAGAGUAUUUAAAAUGUUAUUUUAAACAUUUGAAAUGUCGAUGUAAUGGUACUGUUCAGUCAUAAUGUGUCUUUAAUUAGAUGUAAGAAAGUGACUUGUUACCUCAGCCAGCAGCUGUUUGUUAUAACCUUGAAAAUCUCUAGAUUCUGAAAACAGAUUUUUCCUAAAUUUAGCAGUAUCUUUUUCUUUAGGUUUUGCAGAAAUAAAAAGCACUUGUCAUUGUGACAUUGAGUUAGAAUGAACAGAUUUCUCAACUGGCUGUAAAGGGAAUAGUUAUACGCAGCACACAACUUAUUAAACUUGAUGUUUCACCUCUUCUAGAAGGUUUUUGCUGAAAAAUUUGUAGAAUGGGAGUUGGGUAGACAAAUGUUUCUAGGUCAAAACUGCUGCGGCAAAUCCAAGUUGGCCAAUUACAAGUUGAAAAACUGGCGCUGUGUACUAUCAACUGCUCAGAAUUGUUUUUUAAGUUAUUUGUAAAUUUGUUCCUCUAUAUAGUAGUAACGGUUUUGUAAAAGGUUAACGGUUCAUAUGUAAUAAUACAUCAUCAAAUAAUAUUCCACCUUGAUACUGUUUGCAUUAAAUUUAUUGUUAAUCACUUUAUUAUGUCAUACAAUAUGGCUGCUGGCAGAUGGGCCGGUUCAAGACUGUCUACGUAGGGUAAAUAAGUUACCUUGCUGUAAUGUAUCGUAAUAGCUAUGCUCCAUGCUCUAACUAUAGUGUUUAUCAGGUACCUAGGAAAAUUGGUCGUUUCUGACCUAGUGGUUCUAGACGAUGGGAUGUAUGAUUGGCAAAGUUUGCGUGUGUUGCUAGCAUCAGAGUUCCUUGCAAGAGGGGUUCACACCUAGCAUAUUCACUUUUAAAGGGUUUGUACGUUUACUCUUAAGUAUUUUAGUUGAUCUCUUUGCAAAAUGUCUCCGGUGUAGAUAAAACUAAUGAUAACUAAAACACGACAGACAUGCAAUGCUAUAUUGUUGAAAAGUGGAUUUAAAUUGUUUCCCCUACCCUAAUGCAAACCUAAAAAGUAAUAUUCUCAAAUUAUUUUGUAACACUUUUUUCAAAAUUUAUUAAAAAUCAAAUAGCUAAAUAUUUUUUAACCAACAGACAAUGUUUCAGAUAGAUACUUAAAGACUUCCUGUUGAUGUAAAAGAAUUUUACUGUUCUCAAAAUUACUAUUUAUUUAUUUUUUUGAUUAUUCUAAUUUCUAAAUCCCACGAACGUUUUCUUCCAAUGGGGAAUCAGUCAGAAUGCUCUCUGUGAAAACAUGGCUUUUAUCCAACCAACUGUGAAAGUAUAUUUCAAACUUCUAGUCAGCCUUAAUCGUGAGUACUCUUAAAUUUUAUCCUAAAUCGUUUGAUGUGCGAGACUAGAACCACUAUGGAUGCAGUCUCAUCACUAUCUUGUUUGCACUGUUGUUGUCAGUAGUUGGUGGAUGCCUUAAUUCUAUUAUGCCUUAGUCAUGGUUAUGUUCUGUAUUAUGCUCAUUUCAUACACCCUUGCUCAAUUUCAUGGUUGACCUAUAGAAUAUUAAAACAUUCUUGAAUACCAAUUUGUUUUAAACAGUUGUUGAGAAAUUUAUGCCCAGCAAGAAUUACUUUGGUCUUCUUUAUUUUGGUCCUCAUUUAUUUAUCAUACUUCAAUAAAACAACAAAACACUUCUCACUACAUUUUGAGUAGUUGAGUUAAAUUACUUCACACCUUUCAUCCUUAUAAGAUUCACCUAUUGUUCAUUAUCAUUAUCUAAAGUCUUUAUAUUCCAAUGUAUUAAAAUUAUUUGGCUAAUUCACCACUAUGUGGUAGGGUAUAAGAAGUUUUAAAUUUGGUAAAUGUUUUUAACAUGGGUGUAAAGAAAACGUCAAAUAAACUAUUGAAGGAAGUUACACUAGUUUUUUAGUCGUUUGUCAAUAUUAUCACCAAACUAAAAACAGUCUCACCCCUAAAAUUUGACUGAGAUAUAUCGUGUUAAAGAAUUGUUAAGAUCCAAAAGAACUAAAACCCGGUGUAUAGUCAAUGGUAUCUGACUUUAAUGUCCCUGUUUAAUUUAUUACAUCUACAUCUAAAUUGUUCUUAAACAAGUUGAUUACUGAAUUAUUUACAUUGUUCUAUUAUGAAUGAAUAAUGUAUAUAAAGAUAAUUAUUUGUUAUUACAAACAAAGAUUUGUAAGAGUUACUUUGUGAAUGUUUUGAUUGAUUAUAAUGUAUAGUAAAUUGUGUGUUUUAAUUUGAUUAUUUGGUAUUUUUCAUUGAUGAAGGUUGUUUGUAAUUUGUUAUUUUUAAGAAUUUCAUGUUUGCAAUUGAUUUAAACCAGAAUUAGCUCACAUUUUCACAUACAAGAAUGCUAAUGAAUUGAUUAUGUCAAUACUCCCAUCUUCUUUUUGAUUUUCAAUUAUUACAAAGCCAGUCAUGUUGUGGAAUCUACUUAGGUUUUUACUACCUUUCUGUUUUAGUCAGUUUAAGUUGAAGGCAUGGUAUAAUGGGUAUUUCUUGUUUAUAAAAUUGCUUUUAUGUAACUAAAAAUUCAUGCAAAUAACUUAUCAUUUAGUUAUGAUAAAAAAUGUAAUACAGUUUUUUAAAACACGAUGGAAGUUUCUGUAUGCGAUGAAAUGAGUUUAUGAACAUUACUGCCUAGUGAAAAUCAAAAGCUUUUUACUGCCAUGUUUGUUUGUUGGUUAAUUUAAGGUUUACCUGAAUGUUAAAUUAUCUUGCCUAUAUUUAUUGGAAUGAGAAACUUAAAAAACUAUAUCUAAAGGCGUAUCAGUGGGAGUGUACUAUGCCCGGCUAUUGAUUGAUUAUACAAUUUGCCUUACAUAAUAUUAACUUGUUGUAUUUGUUGAAGAUAAACCCUUACUUGAGCUAACCAGAGGUGUUGUUGAUAUUUAUAGUUUCUAAUCAGUUUUCCCCUCAGUUACUAUUUACUCUAUUUCCUCAAGUACAAAAUUUGCCACAGAAAGAGUAAAUUGCAAAUACUUUGAAUUAUUUAAACUUAAACAUAUUAAUCCUACAAUAUCAAACCAAUAUUGUAUAAACAAAUGCCAUAGGCAAUUGUUUAACUAUUGGAUGACAAUUUUAAAACCAAACCAUAAUGAGUUAUUUGGGUUUUUUCGUUCUGAAGUUUAUAUCAGUACAACACUUUCAAGAAACAAAUAUGAUAUCUCAGUUAAGGUGGGCUGGUAAAAAUAAGAAAUGCAGGGGUUUUCAGACGUAUAAUAGUAACUGAGGAUGGAUUUUAUAUCCUUGCCCAGGCCUUAUAAUUCAAUUCUGAUUUAAAAUUUCAAUUAUAUUACCUUAAGCAAGGGUCAUAUCCUUGUAUGAUCCUCUUGUAUCACCUAAUUCCUGUUUUACAUUCCCGUUAAAAUUUUACCCUAUAUUCAUAAGUAUGAUGUAGUACUAAGUAUUUGUUUUACAGUAUUAGGUAUAAAUGGACUUUAUACUCAAGAAUUUGUUUAAAUCAUUGUGCUUAUUUUUUGAAUAAAUAAUUUUUUAGAACGUUGAAUGGAAUAUUGUGUAAUGUUGGGAAUCGUAAUAAUUGGGAAUCGUAAUGUUGAUAGAGACGGUAUGUUUGGUUUUAUAUGUGAUCCUAUUGGCGUCUAGGUAUGUUUACAUACAACGGUCCGUUUUGUAGCAGAGGUCUGAUUGUAUAUAUUAUUCAGACCAGUUUUAAUGUGAAAACCAAAAGUACAAGUGUAUAUAUUGUUGACUUUCGCUCAAUCGAGUUUGAUUGUGAUUAUGAUCAAAAGUUGUACAAAUUCUUGAAGCAGUCUCGAUGCCGUUUACCCUUUGUUAUUUAAGUCACUGCGACAUUGUACAGGUAGAAAAAAACUAUUAUUUUUUGUAACUCCCUUAUUCUAUCGGAAUAAAAAUGCAACAAUAA
This is a messenger RNA of Macrosteles quadrilineatus (aster leafhopper), 6656 nucleotides long. Its product is annotated as protein FAM117B-like. The coding region runs from base 215 to 1375 and encodes 386 amino acids. Lineage: Eukaryota; Metazoa; Arthropoda; Insecta; Hemiptera; Cicadellidae. The record is from RefSeq and is a predicted model, not a curated record. The transcript is spliced from 9 exons.